Molecule: messenger RNA, 932 nt
Organism: Medicago truncatula (barrel medic)
Lineage: Eukaryota; Viridiplantae; Streptophyta; Magnoliopsida; Fabales; Fabaceae
Product: LRR receptor-like serine/threonine-protein kinase EFR
Exons: 1
Coding region: 157-852 (231 amino acids)
Molecular function (GO): protein binding
Source: RefSeq, a predicted model, not a curated record
AAUCUCUCACAUUUACACAAAAUGACGAAAAGUGGAGAGUGAAAUAAACGUCAAUAUUGUUAAUAAUAGCAUAGGAAUAAACUCAUUUUUAAAGCACUAUAUAUCAUCCCUAUCAGUCCCUUGCCUUCGUCUCUCAUCCACACACUCCGAGGAAAAAUGGUGAAUCUAUUAUCUUGUCUCUUACUUUUUUUGCUAUCAUUGCAUUGUUUUGUGGCUUGCUUAGCUGUGAAUACAAAAAACAUCACAACAGAUCAAUCUGCUCUUCUAGCAUUCAAAUCCCUCAUUACUUCAGACCCUUAUGAUAUCUUGUCUAAGAAUUGGUCAACCUCCUCUUUUGUAUGCAAUUGGGUUGGUGUCACUUGUGAUGAGCGACACGGAAGAGUCCAUAGUUUGAUUCUCCGAAACAUGAGUCUUAAAGGUAUCGUUUCCCCAAACUUAGGGAAUUUGUCCUUUUUUGUUAUACUUGACAUAAAAAAUAAUAGCUUUGGUGGUCAGUUUCCUAUAGAGGUAUGUCGAUUACGCCGAUUAAAGGUUCUUCAUAUCAGCUAUAACAAGUUUGAAGGGGGGAUUCCUGCAGCGUUGGGGGACUUAUCACAACUUCAAUAUUUGUAUCUUGGUGCUAACAAUUUUACUGGUUUUAUCCCCGAAUCUAUUGGCAACCUUCAGUGGUUGAAAGAAUUGGAUACUAGCAACAACAGAUUAUCUGGGCCCAUACCUCAAACAAUUUCAAACAUGUCUUCACUCGAAGUUCUCAAGUUAUUUUCUAACUACUUUUCAGGUACUCUAACCUCAGAUAUAAUGCAUCAUGUUAGUUUGUUUCUCACUAUUUGUGAUUUUAGAAUUUUAAUAUAGGAUUGAUUACACUUUUCCACAAUAUUUAUCGUCUGUUUGACCAUUUACAUAUAUUAAUAAAUAAAAGAUGAUAAGUAAAA